ACUGCCACCACCCCUUCUGUCCUGUCCCUCCCACUGUUCUCUCACACCUCUAGGAGAAGAUGUCAGCCCAGGACAGCUGCCUCAGCCUCAUCAAGUACCUCCUCUUCGUUUUCAACCUCUUCUUCUUCGUCCUAGGCAGCUUUAUUUUCUGCUUCGGCAUCUGGAUACUCAUCGACAAGACCAGCUUCGUGUCCUUUGUGGGCUUGUCCUUCAUGCCCUUGCAGAUCUGGUCCAAGGCCCUGGCCAUCUCAGGAAUCCUCACCAUGGGCCUUGCCCUCCUGGGCUGUGUGGGGGCCCUGAAGGAGUUCCGCUGCCUCCUGGGCCUGUAUUUUGGGACACUGCUGCUCCUGUUUGCCACACAGAUCACCCUGGGAAUCCUCAUCUCCACUCAGAAGGUCCAGCUGGAGCGGAAAGUGGAGAACGUCGUGCUGAAGACGAUCGAAACCUACCGCGCCCACCCGGAGGAGACGGCUGCGGAGGAGAGCUGGGACUACGUGCAGUUUCAGCUGCGCUGCUGCGGCUGGAACUCUCCUCAGGACUGGUUCCGUAUCCCCAGCCUGAGGAGCAACGAAUCGAGAGGGCAUCGCGUGCCCUGCUCCUGCUAUAACUCAUCGGCGACCAACGACUCCGCAAUCUUCGAUAAGAUCUCCUUCCCUCAGUUCAGCGGGCUCGGACAACUGGCGCGGCCCCGACACAAUGCAGACAUUUGCUUGGUCCCCGCGAACAGCUACAUCUACCGUGAGGGCUGCGCACGGAGCCUCCAGAAGUGGUUGCACAACAACCUCAUCUCCAUAGUGGGCAUUUGUCUCGGCGUGGGUCUACUUGAGCUCAGCUUCAUGACGCUCUCCAUAUUCCUGUGCAGAAACCUGGACCACGUCUACGAUCGGCUCGCUCGGUACCGAUAGGCCCCGACCUUCCCGAAGCCCUGCCCCGCCCCCCUCAAGUGCCCUGGGCAUUUAGUUCCCUGUCGCCUGUAAAUAUUUGUUUAAUCCCCAGCUGGUCCCAGCCAUUGAGCCCUCAUUCCCCUCGGGGACCCAGAGGUCUGCCUCACCCGCUGUUGUCACCUCUCCCGGGGGACCUGGGGUUUCCGGCCACCAGCUUCCUGCCCCUAAAGACACCUCAUUUCUUUGCCUCUUCUGUCGGCCUACCACCUCCCACUAGAUUAUUUUUAGCCCAAACGCCAAAUAAAUCCCCUGCGUUUUGGUAAAA
Messenger RNA from Lagenorhynchus albirostris (white-beaked dolphin), 1209 nucleotides. It is a transcript of the gene CD37, whose product is annotated as CD37 molecule. Bases 60 to 905 code for a protein of 281 amino acids. NCBI's taxonomy places the organism in Eukaryota, Metazoa, Chordata, Mammalia, Artiodactyla, Delphinidae. The transcript is spliced from 8 exons. The record is from RefSeq and is a predicted model, not a curated record. Gene Ontology annotation, cellular component: membrane.